UCGUAGGAAUGAUGCAUGGUCAAGGUCAAAAUCCAUAGCAAAACAUUUUAAUUUAUUCAACUAUCGACUGUAACACGUAGGUCGUAGAGCAUAACUUCAAUAUUAAUAAAAAUGUAAUAUGAAAGAGCUCCACACGCAGUUUCAUGCACUCGCUCCAUCUCACUCCCUCGUAUUCGUGCCAUAUGUCGCCUUAUCUCUUUACGUGGACUCGUGUCGGUUCGAGACUCGUUCGGGUGGACUCGCCGCGCCACGCCUCCGCGCCGCGCGGUACCUAUGCUCUAAUCAUGUCCGCAUGUCCGUCAUGUUCAACGCGUUCGUAGUUCCUGCAUAACAGUACACUUGGAAUGGAAAUGGAACUGUCUGAACAUGUUAAUUUUGACAACUCGGAUUGAAUGAUAUAGUUCCAUAUGAGGACAUAGUUCCAGGAACUAUUUAGGUCCGGAACUACGCAUGUCUAUCCCCGCUGAAUCGGCCUGAUAAGAUAAUUCAUGUCCUAUAUAAGCGGCAUGUUUAAUAUCCCGAGUAUAUCAAUAACUUCUUCGAAUAACUAGUUAUUUUAUGAUCUGAAUAUACAUUUAUUUUAGUGUAUUUUAAAGUUAACACUAAAUAUCAAUAGGCAUUUAAUUCAUACUCAUAGUACUUACCAAGCUGUGAAAGACUAAUUUUGAUCUAAAACAAACGUGGUGGAAUACUGUACAUAAAACAACGUUAACGAUGGAAAAUUCGAAAAUAUUGGAAUUUUUGGAAUUGGUAGGGCGCCUUAAGCAUGUCAAAAGAACGGGUUGGAUCCUCUGUGAUAUUAAUGAUUGUGAGACAAUAGCCGGCCACAUGUACAGGAUGGGAAUCAUGACAUUCUUACUAACAGAAGAAAAUAAUCCUACUAAAUUGGACAGAAUAAAAUGUCUUCAAAUAGCUCUCAUUCACGACUUGGCUGAGUGCAUUGUUGGAGACCUCACACCUCACUGUGGAGUGAGUCCUGAAGAAAAACACAGAAGAGAAGAUGAGGCCAUGAAGACAAUUUCAGGACUAACUGGAAUUGCUGGUGAUAGAAUGUAUGAAUUAUACAAAGAAUACGAAGACCAAAGUUCACCUGAGGCUAAAUUUGCUAAAGACUUGGACCGUUAUGAUAUGAUCCUACAAGCAUUUGAGUACGAAAAACGUGAAAAUACUCCAAAGAAAUGUCAAGAGUUCUUUACUGCAACAGAGGGAAAAUUUGACCACCCGUUUAUACAAGAUUUAGUCAAAGAACUGUACUUGCAAAGAGAAAUCUUUGAGAAACAUACCGUUGUCAAUGGUCAUGUGUAAAUGCAUAAUUAUAGUACAUAACUUAUAUGAAAUAUGAUUCCUCAAAGCAUAAUAUAAUUUUGUCUAGCAUGGCUAGAUGUGAUGGCUAUAGGCUGCCUAUCUAUUAUUUUUUAUCUUUUAUUCUUUUCUAAAUGUAGGAAAUUAUUAUUGUUAUAAAGGCUAACCUUUUUAAGUUUCUCAGAAACUGAUGCUUUCAUAAUAAAAACUUUCGUUGCUAAGCACAUCAUAUUAAUUGUAUUUAAUUACAAAUAUUUAAAUGUUACCUUCAAAAGUAAAUGACAAAGUUAUUGUAAUGUUAUUAAUUAUAAGUUAUUAAUACAUAUUACUCUCGACAUUAAAUAAAAAUGUACUUAAGGA
This is a messenger RNA of Bombyx mori (domestic silkworm), 1662 nucleotides long. RefSeq names its product 5'-deoxynucleotidase HDDC2. Gene Ontology annotation, cellular component: cytoplasm. The transcript has 4 exons. Bases 715 to 1305 code for a protein of 196 amino acids. The record is from RefSeq and is a predicted model, not a curated record. NCBI's taxonomy places the organism in Eukaryota, Metazoa, Arthropoda, Insecta, Lepidoptera, Bombycidae. Gene Ontology annotation, molecular function: 5'-deoxynucleotidase activity.